GGGAACCGAACAUACAACUUUUAAUGAUCUAUUAUCUUCAAAUAUCUCGCGAGAAUAGACUGGUAACAGGAAGUUGUUGCAAAUGGCUAGAGGAAUUAUCAUAGACACGCGUACUAGAACUGGCUCUCGAGUCUAAAGGAUCAUGAAGAUGGAAAUCUGCUCAGACCUUUGGUUACUUUACGUCUCUUGGGAAGUGGCAGAUCACUUAUUUAGGACCAAUCAAUUAUAACAUAAAUUUUAGGAUUGAUUUGGCAUGCAGAAUAGCAUUCUAUUGAACUGAAAAUCAACUGAAACUUAAUAGAAAUAGAACCACAGAUUGAACAAUCUUAUCAUGUAGGCCUUAUAACCAGCAUAAACUGUUAGGGUUAGAAUUUGGCAUUUUCAGUUCUCCACAUAUAAAAGAAUGUUAGUAAAUAUUUGCAGAUAAACUUAAAAACUAUGAGCCAAAAACAGAAUUUCAGCAGGUAGCAGUUCUAACAAUCCUCGUGGAGAUGUGUCUUACAUCCGUGCAACUCCUACAGGACAUCUUGCUCCUGUGUCUCCAUCUCCAGUUCGUGACAAGAAUUCGUUAAGUCAUCCUCACACUCAGCUGCCUGUUGGUCACAUAGGGGUCAUGGCAGUGAGAAAUGCCGAUCCUGUGAAUGUUGGCAUUAGUGAAAGAGAAGAACUUCUGAUGAGAGAGCUGGAAGAAGCAAGAGUGCGAGUUGCACAAAUGGAAAAAACAAUGCGGUGGUGGUCUGACUGUACUGCUAAUUGGCGUGAUAAGUGGAACAAGGCUAGAAAUGAACGUAAUAAAGCUCGAGAGGAAAACAGAAUGUUGCGAGCUCGUUUAGAUGCUCUUGUUAAAGAGUGCACAAGUCUUAAGCGAGCUCAGAGAGAAAAACUUUCAGCAGAAAUAGAAAUUCCUAUUAAAUCGCCUUUAGCAGACAGCAGUAAGGACCAGCUGAAUGAAAGUGUAGAGCAUGGUAAAAAUGAAUCAAAGGACAGCGUUUCUUCAGAUGUAUUAAUUGCCAAAGCAGAGAAAGAAAAAAGCGAAAAAGAUGUAGAAGAGAAGGAUACAGACGAGUUAGAUUCUGUGAGCUUAGAAGAAAGACUCAGGAAGAAAUCAGAUGAUGGAGCAGGAAGACAGCAAGAUCUGGUUGCAAAGUUAGAUGUGCACUAUGAAGAAGCUGAUGAAAAUGCCAAUUCCAGCAGACCAAGUAGUGAGGCAUUGUCAUUUGAGCAAGCCAGCCAACUGCAACUUCAGUUAGAUGAAGCACAGAAGACAAUCCAGUCACAAAAGUAUGAGAAAGAUACACUAUCAAGGACCAUUGAACAGCUGGAAGGAGAGUUGUCCUCAUUGCGUGUUAAGUGUGAUGAAAUCAAGCAGUCCAAACAGGAACUACUGCAGCAGAAGCCAGAUGACAAACAUAAAGUGGAAGAUACAACGCUAACAAAAUUACGAGAGGAUCAUGAAAAUGAGAUGGGGCGAUUGACACUUGACCUUGAAGAUGAGAGUUUAAGAACAUCCUCAAUGGAUCGACGUUUGACAGAACUGAGAAGGGAGUUGGAGAGGUUGCAGGCUGAGAAUGCUGCUGAAUGGGGCAAACGCGAACGUUUAGAGUCAGAAAAGCAGUCAUUAGAACGUGAAAAUCGCAAACUUCGCAGUGCUGUGGCAGAUCUGGAAGAGCAGCUGCAACGCAAACAUCAGCAAGCUGCAGCAAGUGUGGAUGGAGAUUUGCGUGCCCUGCAGUUUGAUCUUGCUGAGAAAAACAAGGAGCUGACAGAGUUACGUCACACUCACAGCAAGCUGCGUAAGACCUUAGGUGAGCGCAUCACAGAACUAGAACAUACACGUCGUCGAGCAGACCAGUAUGAAGCUGAGGUCAAGAAACUCCGGGGACGUGUAGAGGAGCUAAAGAGAGAUCUUGCCACUGCAGAAGAUGAGAUUGAUGUGCAAGCUAACAUGUCAAGACGACUUCAGCGUACCAAUGAUGAACUUCAAGAACAAGUGGACAAUCUUACAGUGCAAGUUGAUCACCUUGAGAAUAGGUUGCGCCGUGGAAGCCAAUCCAUUCCAAAGACACGCAGCUCAAGUCUGAAAUCAUUUACUAUGGAAGACUCAGCUGAGCUUGCAGACAGUGAAGAUGAUAUAGAGGAAACAUAAAAAGGGUAUGGAAUAGUUUAAACAGUUAAAGUCAUAAAGCAUGUGCAAUGUCGAAUGUGACUGCUCAGGGAGUUUGCCACCGUUUCCUUUUUAAACUCGCAGUGAGGCUGUCCUUUGUGAACUUACUCCUGGUUACACUGGUGUACAUUGUUGCCACUUGCUCAUCACUUCCCAUUAUUUGAGUGUCAUGUUAAAAAUAUUUUUAAUUGUAUAUGGAUAUAUGGUAAUAUAUAUAAUUAAGUAGGUUCAGUGAGGUGUUGGGCUGUUUUUGUCUUAAGAUGUUAACAUUCACACAAACAAAACAAGAAGGAAUAUAAGAUCAGUGUGGAUCACUGAAAACUUAGGUUCACAUUGCGUGGAAAUUAAGGUAAAGUUAACAAUAUAAAAAACAUUUUAAUCUUUUAUUUACAUGCCUAGUAAAAUAAUGGUAUAACAUUUUGCUUUAAGGAUAGGAGUGCUAAGUGAGGAAGUGUUUAAAAAUAGUAGUCACUACGAAUUUUACGAUCACAGCACCUGUAUAGAAAGAAAUAUGAAGAUAAGACUUUAAGACUUACUUGAUUUUUAUUUUUUUCGGGAAAGGUGGGGGGGGGGGAUUGGAAAUUACUCCCAAACACCAGACUUUGCUGUAGUAAAGAUUGUUACACUUUGCUGGCUGUAACCAGCCAACUACUGGUUUAAUCUUCAGUAGCCAAUGUUCUCAGUGAAACCAACAAAGUAUGGUUCUCUCUCAUCUUCUGAUAAGUGUAUGGAGUGGAGUUUUGCCUGCUAUGACUGACUAACCUUAAGUUUAGUGUUGAUAUUUGUUCUGGUUAAAAGUAAUCUCCAAAUUUAUCAUAUCAUUUUUGUAUUUUGGAUGAGUAAUGACUAUCUUUACUCACUUUUUAAUCACAAGGUGGUCCAGUCAAGAGUAAAAUUAUAUUACAUUUGUGGAUACAUUAAUGCAAUAGCUCUUCUGUCAGAUAUGGGAAAUAAUUUUCCUUUUUAAUCAAGGUUCAGUUUGAGAUUACAAUUGUAUCUGUACUGGAGAUAUUGUAGAGGUGAAAUCAGUCAAUCCUGUGAUAAUGAAUUGCUGUUAGAAAUCUCAUCUUGUGACUUCAAGAUAUUUUCUCAUAUCAGAAUCUUUCGAUUCACAUGGUAACACAUUUAACUUUUGGUUGACAUAUCAGCUUUAGUUCAAAUAUACUUUUACGGGUUUGCAAGUUCCCUCCACCUCCAACAGAAAAUAUAGAGAAUUAAGCCAUCCUUUUGUAAACAUGUAUAUUAUGUACACAGACUGCUCUGUUAUGUGUGAAUACUCAACAAGCAAGGUAUGGAGAACAGAAAAACAUGAUUUCCACUGCUGUAAGAGUAACAAGGAAAUCAGAGCAAAAUGAAUCAAAGUUCAGUUCUGCACUGAAUAAUGGUAUAGAGCUGUUUUAGGGCUGUUUAUUUAUUUAUUUUUUUUUUUUUUUGUUCAUUGUUUCUGUAGAAUGUGGCUUUGUGGGUGGAAGGAAACAGGCUAACUAAACUGCCUUGCAACUGCUUAUUGAGCAUUAAGUGUUUAUAUAUACCUUCUGUGAUCUGUGCUACUGUGGUAAAUAUUGUUAACAUGUCAUUAAAAUACAUGCUAUAUCCUGUUAAUCUUUUGUAUUGUGCAAAUUUGAUAUCUUUCCUGUUGUUGGGAGCCAGACAAGCACUUGAUGUUGUUUCUUAAUUUAAGUCAGGCCUCUUUAUUGGAUUGCUCAGUAUAUAAGAAAUGACUUCUGUGGUCUAUGGUGUCUGUUCAUUUUAAUGGCUCCAAAUGUCAUUUGUACGGUGAAAAUUGAUAUAUUUGGUUUGAGAGGAUGAAAAGAUUAAAAACAGAUAGAGACUGACUAAUGGAGUAGGCAAAAUCUUGGGUCUGGGCUUUGAAAUAAGAAACUAAAAGUUGAUUAGAAUUAUUUUUAAAUUUGCCUUUGAUAGCUAAAUGACAGCAAUAAAUCAUGUAUAACAACUAUCAGUUGUUUGCUAAGUAUCUGAUGGGCUUUUGGAAAUGUUAACACAUAUCAUACAACAUGCAUUUAUUGCGUUCUAAUCAUAUGAAGUGUCACAUUUUGUAUGUGCUUUGAAGAGGCUGUUGGGCUGUUGCUAUUUAUACAGCUGAAUGUGGUUGUGUCUUUUUUCUUUGUUUUGAACAAUCAGGUGAAAACAAUACAGAUACUGUAACUAUUAAGUACUGGAUAUUUUGUUAACAGUUUCUUUUUUCUUUUUUAAGUUCAAGUUAUUAUGCGACAGCAUCUGGUCACUGUAUAGAACAUAUAUCACAUACUGCUGUUGGCCAGUUGUCUCCCACCACAGCCAGUGUGUAUGCCGCAUGCAGUGCUGUUUUUGCAUCAUUAUCUGACAAUCUUUUUGCUGUUUGUAUAAGUUGAAUGUACAUUUUCAAAGAUGCAAUAAAAGAAACUGUGGAAUAUC
Pomacea canaliculata is the source of this 4579-nucleotide messenger RNA. RefSeq names its product coiled-coil domain-containing protein 102A-like. Gene Ontology annotation, cellular component: myosin complex. The transcript has 9 exons. The coding region runs from base 614 to 2146 and encodes 510 amino acids. Lineage: Eukaryota; Metazoa; Mollusca; Gastropoda; Architaenioglossa; Ampullariidae. The record is from RefSeq and is a predicted model, not a curated record.